Messenger RNA from Globicephala melas (long-finned pilot whale), 1225 nucleotides. It is a transcript of the gene NKX2-1, whose product is annotated as NK2 homeobox 1. Gene Ontology annotation, biological process: cell differentiation; regulation of transcription by RNA polymerase II. The record is from RefSeq and is a predicted model, not a curated record. Gene Ontology annotation, molecular function: RNA polymerase II cis-regulatory region sequence-specific DNA binding; DNA-binding transcription factor activity, RNA polymerase II-specific. NCBI's taxonomy places the organism in Eukaryota, Metazoa, Chordata, Mammalia, Artiodactyla, Delphinidae. Gene Ontology annotation, cellular component: nucleus.
UGGUGGCGACUGGGGCUCGGCGCUGCGAAGCCAGAUGUGGUCCGGAGGCGGUGGGAAGGCGCGGGGCUGGGAGGCCGCGGCGGGAGGGAGGACCAGCCCCGGCAGGCUCAGCCGCCGCCGAAUCAUGUCGAUGAGUCCAAAGCACACGACUCCGUUCUCAGUGUCUGACAUCUUGAGUCCCCUGGAGGAAAGCUACAAGAAAGUGGGCAUGGAGGGCGGCGGCCUCGGGGCUCCGCUGGCGGCUUACAGGCAGGGCCAGGCGGCACCGCCGGCCGCCGCCAUGCAGCAGCACGCCGUGGGGCACCACGGUGCCGUCACCGCCGCCUACCACAUGACGGCUGCGGGGGUGCCCCAGCUCUCGCACUCCGCCGUGGGGGGCUACUGCAACGGCAACCUGGGCAACAUGAGCGAGCUGCCGCCGUACCAGGACACCAUGCGGAACAGCACCUCGGGCCCCGGAUGGUACGGCGCCAACCCGGACCCGCGCUUCCCCGCCAUCUCCCGCUUCAUGGGCCCGGCGAGCGGCAUGAACAUGAGCGGCAUGGGCGGCCUGGGCUCUCUGGGGGACGUGAGCAAGAACAUGGCCCCACUCCCAAGCGCACCGCGCCGGAAGCGCCGGGUGCUCUUCUCCCAGGCGCAGGUGUACGAGCUGGAGCGACGCUUCAAACAACAGAAGUACCUGUCCGCGCCCGAGCGCGAGCACCUGGCCAGCAUGAUCCACCUGACGCCCACGCAGGUCAAGAUCUGGUUCCAGAACCACCGCUACAAGAUGAAGCGCCAAGCCAAGGACAAGGCGGCACAGCAGCAACUGCAGCAGGAUAGCGGCGGCGGGGGCGCCGGGUGCCAGCAGCAGCAAGCGCAGCAGCAGUCACCGCGCCGCGUGGCUGUGCCGGUCCUGGUGAAAGACGGCAAACCCUGCCAGGCGGGCGCCCCUGCGCCGGGCGCCGCCAGCCUGCAAGGCCACGCGCAGCAGCAGGCGCAGCAGCAGGCGCAGGCCGCUCAGGCGGCGGCAGCAGCUAUCUCAGUGGGCAGCGGCGGCCCCGGCCUCGGCGCGCACCCGGGCCACCAGCCGGGCAGCGCGGGCCAGUCUCCGGACCUGGCGCACCACGCCACCAGCCCCGCGGCGCUGCAGGGCCAGGUCUCCAGCCUGUCCCACCUGAACUCCUCGGGCUCGGACUACGGCACCAUGUCCUGCUCCACCUUGCUAUAUGGUCGGACCUGGUGA